Molecule: messenger RNA, 1245 nt
Organism: Medicago truncatula (barrel medic)
Lineage: Eukaryota; Viridiplantae; Streptophyta; Magnoliopsida; Fabales; Fabaceae
Exons: 10
Coding region: 134-991 (285 amino acids)
Cellular component (GO): chloroplast membrane
Source: RefSeq, a predicted model, not a curated record
UAAAAUUUUGAGAAUUUACGAAGAAGAAGUGUUUGGUUGGAGUGGGAAAUUGCAGUUCUUUUUUGUGAAGAAGAUAGAUAGAUAGAAGAAGAAGUUAAACCUAAACUCAUUGAAUUGAAUUGAAUUGAAUUGAAUGGCUUUGACAAUCUCAAACAUACUUCAUUGCCCUAAAUUCAACAACAACAAUAAUUCAUCCAACCAUUUCCGUUCCCAAUUUUCAACCUCUCUCAGGUUUCCCAAGAAAACAUCAUGGAUUAACCCAAUAAUUAUCUCUGCUUCUUCUUCUGCAUCUGCUGCAGGAAGCACUAAUCCUAACGAUGACUUCAAUCCUUAUGAGAUUUUAGGUGUAAGCCCUAUUGAGAAAUUUGACACGAUCAAAGCAGCAUAUACUAAGAAAAGGAAGGAAGCUGAGAUUAAGGGUGAUGAACAAACUGCUUCCAGACUUGAAAAGGCAUAUGACAAAGUUAUGAUGGCUCAAUUGAGUAAUCGGAAAAAGGGUGUGACUUUUGGAUCUUUUAAGGUUUCAAAGGACAUAAAGUAUGCCGACAAGCAGCCAGUUAUACCUUGGGGACCAAGGUUUGCUAAAUCAAGUGAAAAUGAUAUGCGCAUCAACUUGGCAAUAUCUGCUGUUUUUACAGCUUGGAUCGCAGUCACUCAAAGUGCUGAAUAUAAACCUUUGCAGUUUUUAGCCUUUGCUUUCGUUUAUAGGCUUUUUGAGAAGUUAAAAUCCUUUGAAUCUCCAAAAAGCUCCACAAUUAAUGAAGAUGGUGAAGAUCCAGGAGAAGGACUGCGCAUGGGAAAGAGACUGCUCCGGUCACUGGCCUUGGUUUUUGGAUGUAUAGCUGUUUCAUCCUUGGCUUACACAUUCGCUUUGAACAUAGUCGAGUCUGCAAGUGGUUAUAUCCCAUCUCUUCUUUACAACAGUCAGGAGUUGAUAAUCACCGCAUCAUCGGCAUUCAUGCUUUUUAUUUUGGGAUCUUUUUAUAGAUAAUGGACCUUUCUUGAAGACGUAGAAACCAGUCAAUUUAGUGAUGACCACAAUACUGUGUUCCUUUUCCUCUAUUGUCAACGGAGUUCUUUUGUUGUUUCACUCAAAUUUUGUCAAAAGAGAAAUACAUUUCUUUAUAAAGUAGGAAUAGUGUUAAUUUCAAGUUUUGUUCUAUUUGAAUGUUGUGUAUGAUGCUCAUUUGGGCUAUUAUGUUCGAAGCUCCUCCCUAAUUAAUUACAUGAUUCACAUUCAAGCAA